AUGUCGGAUGUUAAAAUAGUCAAACCAAUUGCCAAAUAUGCAAAUGUUAAUGUUAAUAUUCCAAUAACAACACCUAUGAAACCUUUAGCGGUUGCUGGUACAACAUUAAAAGAAGGUUCAACAGUUUAUCUUCUUCAUCAAUUACCUUAUAAUUUUCUUCUAACGGAUUUUUAUGAUCAUAAUCAACACUAUAAUAAAAUUCCGAUUCAUGGUUGGAAUCAACAUUUAAUUGGACCAGGACUUUUUCAAGAAUGGAUAUUAACAAUAAAAAGUGCUCGUACUCCUGAUGAACAAAAUAUUGAAUUAUUUCAAUCAACAGAAAGCAAUCUAUUCGGUUUUCGAACUACUCGUUUAGUUGUUCCAGAUGAACCAUUACUUGCUUGGUUUAGUCUUCCACAAUUACGUACAAUAUGUGAAAAAAUUAAAUUAACAAAAAUAUUUAAAGUUGAAGAACUACUAAAAUCUACACGAUGUCCUCGAUGUAAAAUCGAACAAAAUUAUUUAAAUGUUUUAGUUGCUCAUGUUCUUCUUGAUCAAUGUCAUGAUCCAACACCAUCGAUGAAUAUUAAUUUUAACGAACGAUUAUUUGUUCGUACAUCUCCAACAAAAAAACGUUUGAUGGAAUUUCCAUCAAUAAAAAGAUCUUCUUCUCCUUCUCCUCGUCAUAAUCCUAUUAUUAUUGAUAAACACAAUGACGAGGAAAUUAAAGAAAAAGAUCAACAACAACCACAACAACAACUACCAUUUUCAUCCAAUGAUGUAUCAUCUUAUAAAAUGAGUGUACUUGAUGGUACACAUGCACUAGAAUUUACUUCAUUAGAUAAUGAUGGAAGACAACGUAAAGCACAUUUAUGUCUUUUCUGUGGCAAAGUUUAUAAUCGUAAAUAUGGUUUAAAAAUUCAUCUUCGUACACAUACAGGAUAUAAACCAUUACAAUGUCGAGUUUGUUUUCGACCAUUUAGUGAUCCAUCUAAUCUCAAUAAACAUAUACGUCUUCAUUCAACAACAGCAACAGCAUCAUCAUCAUCAACAACAACAACGACUUCUACGUCGAUUUUAUCAUCAUCAUUCAUAUCACAUAAACGUGCUUUUGAAGAGCAGGAGGAAUCAAAUAUGGACAGUGAUAAUUCAAAUUUAAAUACAUUAGAUGAUGAUUAA
Adineta steineri is the source of this 1158-nucleotide messenger RNA. The record is from the annotation of a GenBank genome assembly. NCBI's taxonomy places the organism in Eukaryota, Metazoa, Rotifera, Eurotatoria, Adinetida, Adinetidae.